This is a messenger RNA of Sander lucioperca (pikeperch), 3063 nucleotides long. Its product is annotated as enolase-phosphatase E1. Lineage: Eukaryota; Metazoa; Chordata; Actinopteri; Perciformes; Percidae. The record is from RefSeq and is a predicted model, not a curated record. Bases 133 to 2727 code for a protein of 864 amino acids. The transcript is spliced from 9 exons.
AAGUGACUUUACCUGCCUGCCUGUGUGAUACAGAGACCCAGAAGAGGCUUGACACCACUCUGCUCUGACAACGCUGACACAGCUGACCUGAACAGUUUCAUCAGAUUGAAGAUUUGAGAAAAUAUCAGCAUCAUGUCAAAUGAUGUUAACAGGCACAAGGUGUUUCAAACCACCAAAGUGCGGACUUUACUGAAGAAUGAUAGCUGUUGGAUCAAAAAGGCACAAGAGGAAACAGAAGAGCAAUACAAAGCAAGAACGGACCAUGCUGUGGAGAUCAGACCCGCUCUGGUCAGACAGAAUUCAUACGUCCUGUCCACAGCCAAGAAAUUUGAGCCCCAAGCACCCACAGAAAAACUUAUCCAAAAUUGUGUGGCACAACCAGAAAAAUCAGUUACCAACACAUCUGCAGAAAACAAGGAAGAAUAUACUGCAGCAGAUUACCAGUCAAAUGUGCAACACAAUGACGGGGCUGCUGAGGUCUCUGCAGAGGUUCAUUUUGCAGAACGUAUCCAAAAUGGUGAAGCCCAACCAGUUUCUUCACCAAAGGAAAAUCCAGAGCAACCAGCUGCCAACACAACUGUAGAAAACAAAGGAGAACAUGCUGAUGCAACAGUUCAGCAGUCAAACGUAGAACACAAUGAGGCCAAGGUCUCUGCAGAUGCUCAUGUGGAAGAUCCAGUUGCAGAAACCUCUGCUGCGGCUGGCACAGAGGAGAGUAAAGACACGGCUGAAGUCCCUGCUGCACCUGCAGUUGAACUGAAACCUCAAGAGGAACCUUCAACCAAAACAGAGCCAGCAAAUGCAGUUGUAGAAACAGCUGUUCAACCUAUGGAGGGCAGUUGUGAGAAAAAACAGGCUGCAGAAGACAGUGUCGAAGCUGUAGCUGAGGUUGUGGCAAAGUCAUCAUCUGACACGGGUGACGUGGUUAAUGCAACACCAGAAAAAGAGGCUGCGCUUCCAGACAGUGUGGAAGCUACAGCUGAGGUUGUGAUCAAGUCAUCGCCUGAAACAAGAAACGUAGUUAAUGCAACGCCUGAAAAAGAGGCUGCUCUCCCAGACAGUGUUAAAGCUGUAGCUGAGGUUGUGAUCAAGUCAUCACCUGAAACAAGAAACGUAAUUAUUGCAACACCAGGAAAAGAGGCUGCUCUCCCAGACAGUGUUGAAGCUGUAGCUGAGGUUGUGAUCAAGUCAUCGCCUGAAACAAGAAAUGUAGUUAAUGCAACGCCUGAAAAAGAGGCUGCUCUCCCAGACAGUGGUAAAGCUGUAGCUGAGGUUGUGAUCAAGUCAUCGCCUGAAACAAGAAACGUAGUUAAUGCAACGCCUGAAAAAGAGGCUGCUCUCCCAGACAGUGUUGAAGCUGUAGCUGAGGUUGUGAUCAAGUCAUCGCCUGAAACAAGAAACGUAGUUAAUGCAACGCCUGAAAAAGAGGCUGCUCUCCCAGACAGUGGUAAAGCUGUAGCUGAGGUUGUGAUCAAGUCAUCGCCUGAAACAAGAAAUGUGGUUAAUCCAACACCAGGAAAAGAGGCUGCUCUCCCAGACAGUGUUGAAGCUGUAGCUGAGGUUGUGGUCAAGUCAUCGCCUGAAACAAGAAACGUGGUUAAUGCAACGCCUGAAAAAGAGGCUGCUCUCCCAGACAGUGGUAAAGCUGUAGCUGAGGUUGUGAUCAAGUCAUCGCCUGAAACAAGAGACGUGGUUAAUGCAACACCUAAAAAAGAGGUUGCUCUCCCAGACAGUGUUGAAGCUGUAGCUGAGGUUGUUGCAAAGUCAUCAUCUGACACAAUUGACGUGGUGAAUGCAACACCUGAAAAAGAGGCUGCUCUCCAAGACAGUGUUGAAGCUGUAGCUGAGGUUGCUGUGGCGCCAGAAAACCCUGAUGUGACAGAUGCAGCAGGAAAAGAGGUUGCUAUCCAACAUCCUGUUGAAGCUGUAGCUAAGGUUGCUGUGGAGUCAUCCCCUGAGACCCCUGCUGUGACUGGUGCAGCAGGAGAAGAGGUCGCUCUCCAAGUCAGUGUGGAACCAGUCCCUGACUUGAUGGCAGAUACUGUGCUUGAAUCGCCUACUCAACCUGCUGCUGAAACUGCAGUUAAGUCUGUAGAGCAUAAAGUUGAGUCAGCAGCCUCAGUAGAGCCAGUUUUAAAGACCGGAGCUGAAGAGGUAGUUGAGUUUGAAGUUGCGCCUGUUGUCAACACUGUUGUCGAGCAAAGUGUUGAGCCAACGCCUGAGAGAGCAGCAGAUGGUGUGGUGGAGUUGAACACCGAGGAUGCUGUUGAACCUGUCACAGCUUCAGAUGCUGAAGCUGUUCCGGAUGAGUUCUCUUACAUACCCAUUGAACUGUCCGAAGCAUUAGAUGUGGAGCCACCGACAACUGAAACUGCUCCUAAGCCUCUGAAAGAUCCAAAACAAUCCCACACCAAGGAAACCAAGCCGAACCAACACUCUGAGCAUACAAACACAUCUGAAAUGUUUAAAAAGUCCAAGGAGAAGGAACAGUCCACUCAAAAACAGAAUGGGACCAGGAAUACCAAUGUUUGUUCAUUCUGUGACAAAAGAAUUGAUGGAAAUAUCAAGCUCCACCUCAGUGAACCUGUGGUGACCUGCCACCCUGACUGCUUAAAGUGUGGUGUGUGCGCUAAGGUCCUGGGAGAUCUGCUGACCACCAUGUUCUUGCAUGACCAAGUGGUCAAAUGUGGUGGCUGCUUUGCAAAAGCUCUCGAUGCUGAAGCUUAACUGGGACAAAUAUGUCGCCGGAGAAGACUUAAAGUUAGUUGGGACUGAGGACCUCACCCCUGUUGCCCUAUUGUUUUUAAACCAUUUUUUUUACUACUGAAUGUUUCUUUUAGGACAUAGUGUAAUGUCAGGGUUAAGGGUUAAGGUUUUUUGAGAUUUUUUUGGGGCUUUUACCUUUAUUUUGAAAGUGGAUAGACAUGAAAGGGGGAGAGAGAUGGGGGACGACACGCAGCAAAGGGCAGCAGGUCGUAUUCGAGCCCUGCGCCGCUGCAGGACUCAGCCAACGUGGGGCGAACGCUCUAACUGGGUGAGCUAGUGGCCGCCCCAGGGUUAAAA